AUGGCCUCCGAGGAGCUGUAUGACGUUGAAAGGGUCAUUGACAAGAGGCAAAACAAGAAAGGGAAGACGGAGUAUGUGGUACAGUGGAAAGGCUAUGGCAGGGAGGAUGCCACAUGGGAGCCAGAGCAGCACCUGGUGAACUGCGAGGAGUGCAUCCACGACUUUAACCGGCAGCACACCGGGAAGCAGAAGGAGGGCACCCUCACUAGAGCCAAGCGGACCUCCCCAAAGAAUGGCCAGAAUCAGAUCUCCAGAUCCAUCAACAGCAGCUUCUCCAAGGCCGCCCCCAAGGCCCUAGUGGUGGACAAGGAGCACGAGGCCAAGAGCAGCCUGCCGUUUACUGCCAGCCAGAAGUUCCAGGAGAGCUCCGCACGGGGCCUGGCCACCUACAAGUACAUGGACCUGGCCCAGUUGGGCAACAGGAUUCUCGUGCCCAAGAGCCCCAUAAAGAGUGGGACUGUGCUGGACAGCUUUCAUGACGAGAGCCCCGAGAAUCCGGACCCCAUGAAGCAGGGGCCGGAAGAUACAGCAGCCCCAGAGGCGGCAGCCGAGAAGCGGAUCGGGGACCUACUGAGCCCGGGGGCAGAGCCGGUGAUGAUGGGGAGCCGGCCCUGGAUACACCCAUUGUUGCCACGGGCGUCGGGCCCCGUGAAGGCCGCCAUGGCCACAGGGCUGGCCAUGAAAGGGAAUGGCACGUCCGAUUUGGUGGACGCACUUCCAGUCAACUGCACAAGUCCCCUGCAGACGUCAGUCAUGGGCAUGAAAGCUGGGAAGAAGAAGUUCAUGAAGGACAGGCGAGACCAGCCCUUUAACAAGCAGCUGCGCUUCAGCGUGCGGCAGAGGGAGAGCACCUACAGGUACCGGGACAUUGUUGUCCGGAAGCAGGACGGCUUCACCCACAUCCUGCUGUCCACCAAGUCAUCCGAGAACAACUCGCUGAACCCGGAGGUGAUGAAGGAGCUGCAGAGAGCGCUGAGCAUGGCCAACGCCGACGACAGCAAGCUGGUGUUGCUCAGCGCCGUGGGCAGUGUCUUCUGCUGCGGCCUGGACUUCCUCUACUUCAUCCGGCGCCUGCCAGAUAACCGCAAGAGGGAGAGCGCCAGAAUGGCUGAGGCCAUCAGAAACUUCGUGAACACCUUCAUCCAGUUCAAGAAGCCUAUUGUCGUAGCUGUGAAUGGCCCAGCCAUUGGGCUAGGAGCAUCCAUCCUGCCUCUCUGUGAUGUGGUCUGGGCCAACGAAAAGGCAUGGUUCCAGACGCCCUAUACCACCUUCGGACAGAGUCCAGACGGCUGUUCCACCGUCAUGUUCCCCAAGAUUAUGGGAGGAGCUUCUGCCAACGAAAUGCUGUUCAGAGGGCGGAAGCUAACAGCACAGGAGGCGUGCAGCAAAGGGCUGGUCUCCCAGGUGUUCUGGCCUGGGACCUUCACCCAGGAAGUCAUGGUUCGCAUCCAGGAGCUCGCCUCUUGCAACCGUGUCGUGCUGGAGGAAUCCAAGGCCCUUGUGCGCUGCAACAUGAGGCUGGAGCUGGAGCGGGCCAAUGAGCGGGAGUGUGAGGUGCUCAAGAAGAUAUGGGGCUCCGCGCAGGGCAUUGACUCCAUGCGCAAGUACCUGAAGUGCAAGACCGACGAUUUCUGA
Molecule: messenger RNA, 1635 nt
Organism: Dama dama (fallow deer)
Lineage: Eukaryota; Metazoa; Chordata; Mammalia; Artiodactyla; Cervidae
Product: chromodomain Y-like protein
Exons: 1
Coding region: 1-1635 (544 amino acids)
Cellular component (GO): nucleus
Molecular function (GO): transcription corepressor activity
Source: RefSeq, a predicted model, not a curated record